AUGGAACGGCGGUUUUUCUCCAAGGGUGGCUUUGUGGACCUCCGUGACCUGCGGCUGGAGCUUCAUGGCCUAGGGGGCGAGGUGAUCUUCAGUAUUGGCUCCUUGGCGCUGGAGCGGGACACGGAGGGUGGCGACACCACCGUGAACUUGGAUUCCGUGGCAGUGGAGGUGGUCUCUGGAGGUGGCCACCAGACGCUGCUGGAGCACUUGGGCCUGCAGGCCAUUCUGAAAGGUGGCCAGGAGGGCGAGACCCAAGAGGACACCACGGAGCUUCAGGUGGUGCUCUCAGAGAUCACGGACUUCCCACCGCAGCUGGCGGCCACGCCCGCGGCCCUCCAGGUGCUGAAGGACCUGGUGGAUGCGUACCUCCAGGGCCUCAGCGCCGGCCGCGCGCUGCUGCGCACCACCCUGAAAGAUGCCCCGGAGCCCCCGCUCACCCGCGAGGCGGGAGGAUGUUAG
Effrenium voratum is the source of this 459-nucleotide messenger RNA. The record is from the annotation of a GenBank genome assembly. NCBI's taxonomy places the organism in Eukaryota, Dinophyceae, Suessiales, Symbiodiniaceae.